Molecule: messenger RNA, 1392 nt
Organism: Calliphora vicina (urban bluebottle blowfly)
Lineage: Eukaryota; Metazoa; Arthropoda; Insecta; Diptera; Calliphoridae
Gene: Fib
Product: rRNA 2'-O-methyltransferase fibrillarin
Exons: 1
Coding region: 129-1193 (354 amino acids)
Biological process (GO): rRNA methylation; box C/D sno(s)RNA 3'-end processing
Cellular component (GO): box C/D methylation guide snoRNP complex; small-subunit processome; nucleolus
Molecular function (GO): histone H2AQ104 methyltransferase activity; rRNA methyltransferase activity; RNA binding
Source: RefSeq, a predicted model, not a curated record
ACAACGUUGAAUACCUUUUAUUAUCACACGCACGUGGUGAAACUUGUAGAAAUUGAAGUCCGCGUGUAGUCGUAUUACAAAGAUUGUUCACAUUUUUAAAUCAAUUAAAUUUUAAAUAAAAAAUAAAUAUGGGUAAACCAGGAUUCUCACCCAGAGGUGGUGGCGAAGGAGGAGGCCGUGGCGGCGGUGGAUUUGGUGGCCGUGGAGGCGGUGGUGGCUUUGGAGGCGGCGGUGGUGGCGGCUUCGGUGGUCGUGGAGGUGGUGGCCGUGGCGGCGGUGAUCGCGGAGGUCGUGGCCGUGGAGGCGGUGGUGGAUUUGGUGGCCGUGGAGGCGGCGGUGGCUUUGGAGGUCGUGGUGGUGGCGGAAGCCGCGGUGGAUUUGGAGGUAGAGGAGGCGGUGGUGAUCGCGGAGGUCGUGGCCGUGGAGGUGGUCGCGGUGGUGGUGGCCGUGGAGGCGGUGCUGGAGGUUUCAAAGGUGGUAAAACAGUUGUUAUUGAACCCCAUCGUCAUGAAGGUGUUUUCAUUGCUCGUGGCAAAGAAGAUGCUUUGGUUACACGCAAUUUCGUACCUGGCUCCGAAGUAUAUGGAGAGAAACGUAUUUCAGUCGAAACAAAUGGUGAGAAAGUUGAAUACAGAGUAUGGAAUCCUUUCCGUUCAAAGUUAGCUGCCGCCAUUUUGGGUGGUGUUGACAAAGUACAUAUGCCUCCAGGCUCCAAAGUAUUGUAUUUGGGUGCUGCUUCUGGUACAACAGUCUCCCACGUUUCUGACAUUGUGGGCCCUGAAGGUUUAGUUUAUGCCGUAGAAUUCUCACAUCGUUCUGGUCGUGAUUUAAUAAAUGUAGCAAAGAAACGUACAAACAUCAUACCCAUCAUCGAAGAUGCCCGUCAUCCCCACAAAUAUCGCAUGCUCGUCGGUAUGGUCGAUACAAUUUUCGCUGAUGUUGCCCAACCCGAUCAAGGACGUAUUGUUGCUUUGAAUGCACAACAUUUCCUUAAGAAUGGCGGCCAUUUUGUUAUAUCCAUCAAAGCCUCCUGCAUUGAUUCAACAGCCCAGCCCGAAGCUGUAUUCGCUGCUGAAGUCAAAAAGAUGCAAGCUGACAAAUUGAAACCUCAGGAACAGAUUACACUUGAACCUUAUGAACGUGAUCACGCUGUAGUCGUUGGUGUUUACAGACCGCCUGCUAAGAGCUCAUAAGCAUUUAACCCACCUUUAGGUUGCUUUUGAUAACUAUUUUUUAAAUAAUACAAAACUAGCUUUAAGUAUUCCUUUUACUUUUUAUUAAUAUACGUUUUUUUCCCCCCUAAUUUUGCAAAGUUUUUAUAUUAAGUUAAUAUAAAGAAACUAUACACAAUAAAAUGAACUUGUAGAACCAAGUUAACAAAAAAAACAAAAA